This is a messenger RNA of Ochotona princeps (American pika), 3689 nucleotides long. It is a transcript of the gene MTTP, whose product is annotated as microsomal triglyceride transfer protein. NCBI's taxonomy places the organism in Eukaryota, Metazoa, Chordata, Mammalia, Lagomorpha, Ochotonidae. Gene Ontology annotation, biological process: cholesterol homeostasis; lipoprotein metabolic process; lipid transport. Gene Ontology annotation, molecular function: lipid binding. The transcript is spliced from 18 exons. The record is from RefSeq and is a predicted model, not a curated record. Gene Ontology annotation, cellular component: Golgi apparatus; endoplasmic reticulum; basolateral plasma membrane. The coding region runs from base 102 to 2783 and encodes 893 amino acids.
GGAUGUGGGGAGGAUCACUCCCUCACUGGCUGCCUUGGGAAGAGGCUACUUCUCAGUAACUCCCACCAGCAACUGGAUGCAGUAGCUGCUGGCUGCUCAAUAUGAUUCUUCUUGCUGUGCUUUUUCUCUGCUUCAUUUCCUCAUAUUCAGCUUCUGUUAAAGGUCACACCACUGGUCUCUCGUUAAAUAAUGACCAGCUGUACAAACUCACGUAUUCCACUGAAGUCUUUGUUGAUCGAAGCAAAGGAAAACUCCAAGACAGUGUGGGCUUCCGGAUUUCAUCUAAUGUGGAUGUUGCCUUACGAUGGAGGAAUCCUGAUGGAGAUGAUGACCAACUGAUCCAAAUCACGAUAAAUGAUGUAAAUGUGGAAAAUGUGAAUCCAAAAAGAGGAGAGAAGAGCAUCUUCAAAGGAAAAAGUGCCCAUCAAGUUGUACGAAAGGAAAACUUGGAAACCCUCCAAAGACCCGUGCUCCUUCAUCUCGUCCAUGGAAAGGUCAAAGAGUUCUACUCGUAUCAAAAUGAGCCAGUUGCCAUACAAAACCUAAAGAGAGGAUUGGCUAGCCUGUUUCAGAUGCAGUUAAGUUCCGGAACCAGCAAUGAGGUAGAUAUCUCUGGGGAUUGUAAAGUUACUUACCAGGCUAACCAAGACAGUGUGAUCAAAAUUAAGGCUUUGGAUUCAUGCAAAAUAGCAAGAUCUGGAUUUUCAACCCCUAAUCAGGUCUUGGGUGUCAGUUCGAAAGCCACAUCUGUCAGUACCUAUAAAAUAGAAGACAGCUUUGUGACAGCUGUGCUGGCAGAAGAGACGCAUGCCUUUGGACUGAAUUUCCUUCAAACCAUCACAGGGAAAAUAGUAUCAAAGCAGAAAUUAGAGCUGAAGACGACUGAAGCAGGCCCAAGACUGAUGCCUGGCAAAAAGGUUGAAACUGUAAUAAAAGCUGUGGAUUCAAAGUACACAGCCAUUCCCAUUGUGGGGCAGGUCUUCCAGAGCGAGUGUAAAGGCUGCCUUUCUCUCUCAGAACACUGGCAUUCCAUCAGGAGUCACCUGCAGCCUGACAACCUCUCCAAAGCUGAGGCGGUUGGUCACUUUCUGGGCUUCAUCCAGCACCUCAGGACUGCGAAGAGAGAGGAGAUCCUCCAGAUCCUGCAGGCUGAGAGCAAAGACAUAUUACCUCAGCUGGUGGAUGCUGUAACCUCUGCUCAGACCCCAGACUCAUUAGAAGCCAUUUUGGACUUCCUGGAUUUCAAAAGUGACAGCAGUGUUAUCCUCCAGGAGAGGUUUCUUUACGCCUGUGGGUUUGCCUCCCAUCCCAGUGAAGAACUCCUGAGAACCCUCAUCAGUAAGUUCAAGGGUCCAUUUGGGAGCAAUGACAUCAAAGAAACUGUUAUGAUCGUCAUUGGAGCUCUUGUCAGGAAGCUGUGUCAGAAUGAAGGCUGCAAACUCAAAGCAGUCGUUGAAGCCAAGAAAUUAAUUCUGGAAGGACUGGAAAAAACAAAGAAGAAAGAGGACACCAUGAUGUAUCUGCUAGCUCUGAAGAAUGCCCUGCUUCCAGAAGGCAUCCCACUCCUGCUGAAGUAUGCAGAGGCAGGGGAGGGCCCCAUCAGUCACCUGGCUACCACCGCUCUCCAGAGAUAUGAUGUCCCUUUCAUAACUGAUGAGGUGAAGAAGACCUUGAACAGGAUAUACCACCAAAACUAUAAAGUCCAUGAAAAGACUGUGCGUACCACGGCAGCUGCUGUCAUUUUAAAGAACAAUCCAUCAUACAUGGAAGUAAAAAACAUCCUGCUUUCCAUUGGGGAGCUUCCCAAAGAAAUGAAUAAAUACAUGCUUGCUUUUAUUCAAGAUAUCCUGCAUUUUGAAAUGCCUGCAAGCAAAAUGGUCCGCCGCGUUCUGAAAGAAAUGGUUGCACACAAUUAUGAUCGCUUCUCCAAGAGUGGCUCCUCCUCCGCCUACACUGGCUACAUAGAACGUAGUCCUCGUUCAGCAUCCACGUACAGCCUUGACAUUCUGUACUCUGGCUCGGGCAUUCUGCGGAGAAGUAACCUGAACAUCUUUCAGUACCUUGGGAAGGCUGAUCUUCAUGGUAGCCAGGUGGUCAUUGAAGCCCAAGGGCUGGAGGCCUUAAUAGCAGCCACUCCUGAUGAGGGGGAGGAAAACCUUGACUCCUAUGCUGGCAUGUCAGCCAUCCUGUUUGAUGUUCAACUCAGACCUGUCACUUUUUUCAACGGAUACAGCGAUUUAAUGUCCAAAAUGUUGUCAGUGUCUGGUGACCCUGUCAGUGUCGUGAAAGGACUUAUUCUGCUAAUAGAUCAUUCACAGGAGCUUCAGUUGCAAUCUGGAUUGAAGGCCAAUAUCGAGGCCCAGGGUGGUCUAGCUAUUGAUAUUUCAGGUGCUAUGGAGUUCAGUCUGUGGUAUCGUGAGUCCAAAACUCAAGUGAAAAACCGGGUGGCUGUGGCCAUAAGAAGCGACAUCACAGUGGACUCCUCCUUUGUGAAAGCCGGCCUGGAAAUCAACACAGAAACAGAAGCUGGCCUGUUGUUCACCUCCACGGUGCAGUUUUCUCAGUACCCGUUCUUAGUGUGUAUGCAGAUGGACAAGGCUGAAGCUCCUUUCAGGCAACUUGAGACCAAAUAUGAAAGGCUGUCCACGGGCCGUGGUUACAUCUCCCGCAGAGGCAAAGAGACUGUGCUGCCUGGAUGUGAAUUCCCGCUCCAUCAGGAGAACUCUGAGAUGUGCAAGUUGGUCUUUGCCCCUCAACCAGAUAGUACUGGUGGAUGGUUUUAAAACUGACCGGUGAUAUUUCACUUGAAUUUGUCUCCCCCAAAGGGAUAUAAUGUGACAUGUCUGAGUACUUGCUCUCUAAGAGCAAAGUGUUUACAUAUUUACCCAUAUUUAAGGUUUUUGUAAAAAGCUAUAAAAUACUUCAGUUGAUUCAAUUUGGGUCCUGUAGCAUACUACCUGUACUGUCACUUUUCAUCAUUAUGGGACACUUUCAGCAAUAUUCUUAGCCUUCUGAUGCUUUUCCCAAAUACCAUUGGGCAGAGGGAAACUGGUUCUGUUCUAAGAGGAAACUGACAUUUGUUAAAACAAAACCAAAAUCCCAGAUACUCAGGAAAAUCCAGUUUUGCUCUAUAAUUAUCCAUCAAUGUAUAUGAAGCCCUUGGCAAAACCUUGAGCAUGCUUUGCUUUCUACCAAAUAAAUGUAUAGACUAUUUGGAAGAGAGGAGAGAUCAUUGUUUUAUUCUCCUCGCUCUUCCUUCCCCCUUCCCUCCUCUACCUCCCUCUACUCUGUUGCCCUCCCUCUUUUGGGGGUUGUGGGAGAGAGAGGGCUCAAGAUUUCUGCAAGACUUCUGGUAGCAAGUUCCAGAGUUGUUGUGCAUGUCUCCUGUUACUGUUAGUUUUGUUAAGCAGUCAGAUAGAAGUCAUCCAGAAUUAAGACUUAGGAUCUCCCCCUUCUGCUGCCCACAAAGUGAGGUUGCCUUAUAGCAGAUCAGACCUCUCUACCUCCAGUGCUACAGCAACAUUGGGCUGAGCAGCUAGGAAUUCUAAAAAAAUGUCUUUCAGAAACUCUGUAAUACCUCUUAAUACUUUGUGUAUUUGUGAUUGUAAUAUGGUAGGUACACUGUCCAUUGUCAAACACAUCUCUGUAUAAUCAUCACUUUGUCUCUGCUGUUGUAUGGUAGAAACUUU